GGACCAGAUCUGAGCCCAGGUCCUCCAGCUCCUGACAUCGCAACUAAACUAAUGGGAGAGGGAAAACAGUUCUGUCUGCUCGUUUGGGACGCUUUGUUCUCUAGUGUUGCCUGUGCCUACCGGUGGAUUGGAAAAAAAAAAAAAAGAGAGAGACAACCGGAAAAUCGUCAUUCGAGGGUCAAAGGAAAAAAGAAAACAUAAAAGUUGAUUCUAGAAGGUAGGAAAGGGAGGGGAAGCGCUACUGCUCCAAGGUAGGUGAGGCGGCUAUGAAGGAAAAGAGGGUCCCUGGGAAAGGGGAAGGUUACCGAUGGGGAGGCGCGGCCUUGCCUGGCCUUAACUCAGGUUGCUAGCCUGGUUCACCCGAUGGAGGAAGAGAAAAGAGGGCGGGUGUGGAAGAAUAUCAAGUGACGCCUAAAAAAACUGGACUCUAGCUAGAGAGGUGAGCCCAGGAAGAUGGAAAACUGCCUGCCUGAUGGUUAUAUUGUUGACUUAUUUCAUGGAAUGUUUAAUGAAUCCUUUUGUUGGGAUAUAUUGGGAAGAAGUGGGCUACACAAGACAGGCAUUGGGACACUGAUGAGAACAACGUGAGUAACCGGAAUGUUUGAUCUAAAUCAGAACUGUGGUGUCAUAUCUCCUUGGCUGAAUCUACCCCUGUGUACCUCUAGGCCUGUGGUCCCUGCCUGUGCUGAGUGAUUAUGUUGUUGGUACUUAUGGAGCCGGCUGCCUCCCUGCACUUCUCCCUGCCAGCUUCCUUUCUCCUCCCCAUCCUCAGCCUGCUUGCACUGGUCUCAGCUCAGUUAACUGUCAAGGGACCAGCUGAUCCAAUCCUGGCCAUGGUGGGAGAAAACAUCACAUUACACUGCCACCUGUCCCCAGAGAAAAAUGCCGAAGACAUGGAGGUGCGGUGGUUCCGGACUCAGUUCUCCCCAGCAGUGCUGGCUUAUAAGGGCAGGCAAGAGAGAACAGAGGAGCAGAUGGAGGAGUACCGAGGAAGAACUACCCUUGUGAGCAAAGACAUCAGUAGAGGCAGCGUAGCGCUGGUCAUACACAAUGUCACAGCCCAGGACAAUGGCAUCUACCGCUGUUACUUCCAAGAAGGCAGGUCCUAUGACGAGGCCAUCAUGCGCCUUGUGGUUGCAGGUCUGGGCUCUCAGCCCCUUGUUGAAAUGAAGGGACAUGAGGAUGGCGGCAUCCGGCUGGAGUGCACAUCCGGAGGGUGGUAUCCAGAGCCCCUGGCAGUGUGGAGGGACCCCUAUCAUAAGGUCAUACCAGCCCUAGAUGGGGCUCACACUGCUGAUGCAGACGGCUUCUUCCUGGUGAAAAUGGCUGUGAUCAUCAGAGAUAAAUCCGUGAGGAAUAUGUCCUGCUCUGUCAAUAAUACCUUGCUCGGCCAGGAAAAGGAAACUGUGAUUUUCAUUCCAGAAUCCUUUAUGCCCAGCAUAUCUCCCUGGGUUGUGAUCUUAGCUCUCAUCCUGGCUGUUCUCAUCACCCUCAUGGCUAUAAGCAUCUAUUACAUCAAGAAACUCCAGAGGGAAAAAAUGAUUUUGUUAGGGGCAAAGGAGGAGGAACUGGAAGAGAAAGAAAUUGCCCAGGAGGAAUUAUAUAAAGAACGUGCAGGAAAAGAGCAAGAAAAUCAAAUAAAAGAGCAACUUCAAGAAGAAUUGCCUGAUGUGGUCUUGGACCCAGACACAGCUCAUCCUAAGCUCUUCCUGUCUGAGGACCGGAGAAGUGUGAGACGCGGCCCUUCCCGCCAGAGUGUGCCUGACAACCGUGAGAGGUUUGACUGUCGGCCUUGUGUCCUGGGCCGGGAGAGCUUCACCUCAGGAAAACAUUACUGGGAGGUAGAUGUUGAAAACAUGGAGAUGUGGACAGUGGGUGUUUGUAGAGACAGUGUUGAGAGGAAAGGGGAGGGCUUGCUGCUUCCUCAGAAUGGCUUCUGGACCCUGGAGAUGUUUGAAAACCAGUACCGGGCCCUGUCCUCCCCUGAGAGGAUUCUCCCUCUGAGAGAGCGUCUUUGCAGAGUGGGCGUCUUUCUGGACUAUGAAGGUGGAGAUAUCUCCUUCUACAACAUGAGAGACAGAUCACACCUCUACACAUGUCCCCGUUCAGCCUUUGCUGGCCCCCUGAGGCCCUUCUUCAGGCUGGGGUCUGAUGACAGCCCCCUGUUCAUUUGCCCAGCCCUCGCAGGAGCCAAUGGUAUUACAGUGCCUGAGGAGGGCCUGAUUCUUCACAGGGCACGGACCCAUCACCGCCCACGGGACCAAUUUUCUGGUCUCCCAGCCAUGUAGAGAAGCCCUCACCCUCUCAGCUGCCACAGUCAGGACCUCCUGGCUGAGUAUAAGCCCUCCUUCCCUUUGGUUAUAUAAGCUGCCUCUUUCACUACCAUUUUUGGCCUCCACUCCAGCUGUCCACUAGGUUGUGGGUUUUGUAGCUCCUCAGCUUGUCCGUGUGGGGAAGAUCUAAUGUCAGGCAGCUACUGUUAUACAGCUGCCAGCCAAGACAAAAGUGUGAAAAGAUGAUGGGUGGCAAACCCGCUCCUUCACCAUCAAAAUGACAGUAUUGAUUCUGUUAACACCGGUUGGCACCAGAUGUUAUGAACACAGGGUGAGGCCAACAGAACCCACCAGGGUGUAAGAGGAGGAGGGAGUGAAUACUGAACCAGGUUUACCUGAGUGUCCAGGUUGAAUGGGGACAAUAGUGUUUUAAAGUUUCCUGGUCUCAGGAUGCCUUUAGAUCCUGAAAAUUUAUUAAGGACCCUGGAGAGCAUUUGUUUAUUUGGGUUCAUAUCUGUUAAUAUAUGUGGCACUUGGCUCAGCACCUGUAGCACAGUGGUUAUGGUGCCAGCCACAUACACCGAGGCUGGCAGGUUCGAACCCAGCCUGGGCCAGCUAAAGCAACAAUGACAACUGCAACAAAAAGUAGCCAGGCAUUGUGAUGGGCACCUGUUGUCCCAGCUACUUGGGAGGAUGAGGCAAGAGAAUCGCUUAAGCCCAAGUGUUUGAGGUUGCUGUGAGCUUGACACCAUGGCACUCUACCAAGGGCAACAUAGUGAGACUCUGUCUCUAAAAAAAAAAAUAUAUAUAUAUAUAUAUUUGUGGCACUUGAGAUUGAAACUUAGAAAGUUUUAAUGAGCUCCUAAUUGAUAUUAAUAACAUUAAUAACAAAUUAUAAGUUAAUAGUUGAAGCAUAUUUUAUGAAAAAUAUUGUUUCCAAAGCAAGAUAAGUUUAUUGAGAAGUGUGACUUUGUUUAAUGUUUUAUAAAUCUAAAGUCUGACUUAAUAGAGAUGUCUAUAUCUCAUAUCCACUUUUGUAUUCAGUCCAUUGGAAUAUCACAGGUCAUAUAGUCUCACGAAAAGUUUACUAAACCCUAAUGAGAGAAUGAGAUUAAAAACAAUAAAUAAUGUCUUAAUUUCAUCAUGGAAAUAUUAACCCUGAGCACCCAUUAAAGUAUAUGAGAGAUACCCUCCACCACCACCCAGGAAUUCCCAGAUCAUAUUUGAGAAGUGUGAUAGAGGACCCUGAAGGUAAAUCAGUGUGAUGGUUCAUUUUAGAUGUCAAGUUUACAGGAUUUAUGAGUAGAUAGACCACUGGUGAAAUGCUGUUUCUGUGUGUGUUUGUGAGGGUGUUUCCAAAAGAAAUUCUAAGCCUGUCUCACUGGUCUAAGUGAGAAAGAUCUGCCCUCAAUGUCAGUGGGUACCAUCCAGUCACCUGGGAGUCCUAUAGAACAAAAUAUCAGAAGAAAGAGGAUCUCUCUUUCUCUCCCCCAACCCCUCACCCUAUCCCACAGAACUGGGGCAGUCACUUUUUGUCCCUGCACAUCAGAAAUCCAGGCUCUCUUGUAUUCGGACUUCAGGACUUGCUCCAGCAGCUUCCCAUAUUCUCAGGCCUUUGGCAUUGGACCUGAGAGUUACACCAUCAGUUUGUUUGGCUUUGAGGCUUUCAGACAUGAACUGAGUCAUUUUACUAUCUCCUUGCAUAUGGUCUAUCAUGGAACUUCUCAACUUUUCAGCCUCCAUAAACAUGUGACCUGAUUCUUCUAAUAAACACCUUUCACCUAAUCCUAUCUAUUUAUUAUUAUCUAUAUGUAUAUAUCUACAUCUCCUAUUGAUUCUGUCUCUCUGGAGAUCCCUGACUAAUCUAAUCAGGCAUUUAAAAUGCUGGCUUAAAUGGUAGUAUUUUGGAUUUUGGGCAAUUCACCCAAUCCAGUUGGAAAACUGGACUGAAAAAAAAUGGAAAUAGUCCACAAUUAUAUUGCUGCAACUACAUAUGAAAACAUUAUGGAAAAAAUUGGGAACAUGCUUAAGUACCUGAUUUGUAAAGAUAGAAGACACAGUUGUCUAUUUUUUUUUUUUUUUUUUGUAGAGACAGAGUUUCACUUUAUGGCCCUCGGUAGAGUGCCAUGGCAUCACACAGCUCACAGCAAUCUCCAACUCCUGGGCUUAAGCAAUUCUCUUGCCUCAGCCUCCCAAGUAGCUGGGACUACAGGCGCCCACCACAGCGCCCGGCUAUUUUUUUGUUGCAGUUCAGCCAGGGCCGGGUUUGAACCCGCCACCCUCAGUAUAUGGGGCCGGCGCCUUACCGACUGAGCCAUAGGUGCCGCCCUCACAGUUGUCUAUGUUUAUGUGUACAUCUUAGUCUGUUCCGGCAGCCAUGACAAAAUUGCCAAGAAUGGAUGGUUUAUAAACAACAGAAAUUUAUUUCUUACAGUUCUGGAGGCUAUAAAUUCUAAGAUCAGAGUUGCCUCAUGGUGGCAAGAUGGCUGUUGCACCUCCAGGUCCAAGCUCCAGACUUGAGACAAGAGGAAAGAGGAAGAAGGGAGAGUAUUAAGAGUCUCCCAUCUGGAUGGCACCUGUAGCUCAAGGAGUAGGGCGCCGGUCCCAUAUGCCGGAGGUGGCGGGUUCAAACCCAGCCCUGGCCAAAAAACCACAAAAAAAAAAAAAAAAAAGAGUCUCCCAUUUGUUUUAGCCUCCCAUUUUAGAAUCUCUCUGAGAAGCACAACUUCUACCCUGAAGGCCUGGACUCAAACUUAGUCCCUUGGCUUGCCCUAUAUAAGAGGGAUGGACACGUUGCAGUAACAACAAAAUGGAUGUUAUUACUGAGAAAAGUGAGUCUAGAUAUUGUACAAUCAGCCUGCUCUACCACAAAACUUAAAACUGUUGUAAUAUAAUUGAUUCAUAUCUGCAAAGCUUACAGCUGAGUUCUGGGAGCUUCAAUUACUUUAGGGGUCUGUUUUAUGAUGUAAAUAAAGCAUGGGCCUUUAUUUUGGG
Molecule: messenger RNA, 5267 nt
Organism: Nycticebus coucang (slow loris)
Lineage: Eukaryota; Metazoa; Chordata; Mammalia; Primates; Lorisidae
Product: butyrophilin subfamily 2 member A2-like
Exons: 6
Coding region: 696-2288 (530 amino acids)
Biological process (GO): T cell receptor signaling pathway; regulation of cytokine production
Cellular component (GO): external side of plasma membrane
Molecular function (GO): signaling receptor binding
Source: RefSeq, a predicted model, not a curated record